This is a messenger RNA of Linepithema humile (Argentine ant), 2823 nucleotides long. RefSeq names its product kinesin-like protein 68D (gene Klp68D). The record is from RefSeq and is a predicted model, not a curated record. Gene Ontology annotation, molecular function: microtubule motor activity; ATP binding; microtubule binding. Lineage: Eukaryota; Metazoa; Arthropoda; Insecta; Hymenoptera; Formicidae. Gene Ontology annotation, biological process: microtubule-based movement; mitotic spindle organization; spindle elongation. Gene Ontology annotation, cellular component: microtubule associated complex.
CAAACAGUUAUGCGAUCACUUUCGCGUAGCACGAGUGCCGUAGUGAAUAAUCGCGUGUAUUCGCGCACCGGCUAAAACGCUCUUUCAGUACAAUUUUGACGCGCUGGCUGCUCGCGCGCUGCGCGAGAAUCAAUAUGAGAAAAGAACGACGGCAACCCGUUGACAACAAAUUCUUGGGCUAAACAAUGGAUCAAUACCGAUACCUUGCGGCGGAGGGCAACUCGUAGAAACGGUAAUAAAUCGUCGUUCCUUGUCGUGGAUGACAUUCUUUGACUCGUACGCACUUUUCCUAAUCAGCGAAUACAGAAGUAAAUUUCGGAGAGUUCCACUCGUCAGUUUUUCUCUUGCGUGACGCACACGAGGGCCGUACACACUUGACCGCCGGCAUGGAAAAGCUGGACAAUCAGCAGAAGACCUGGAAGAAGAAAAGCAUGAGAUCGAGCGCGAGCACCGAGGUGGCGACGCAAUGCGUGAAAGUGGUCGUGCGAUGCCGACCGAUGGACGAGCGAGAGGCGACCCGCGGUUACAGCCGCGUGGUCGAGGUGAUCCCGUCUAGGGGCGUGGUGGAGGUGCGGCAUCCGCGCGACGAUCCGUCCAGCGAGACCGUGAAGGUGUUCACCUUCGACGCGGUGUACGACUGGCACUCCAGCCAGCAGGAGCUGUACGAGGAGACGGUGAGACCGCUGGUGUCCUCGAUACUCGACGGCUUUAACGGCACUAUCUUCGCGUACGGGCAGACCGGCACCGGUAAGACGUACACGAUGGAAGGCGCGAAGAUGGAUCACGAGAGGCGCGGCAUCAUCCCGCGCUCCUUCGAGCACAUCUUCAACCACAUCGGCCGGUCGGAGAACAUGCAGUACCUCGUGAGAGCCAGCUACCUGGAGAUUUAUCAGGAGGAGAUACGCGAUCUGCUGCACCCGGAUCAGAGUCUGCGGUUCGAGCUGAAGGAGAAGCCGGAGCUCGGCGUUUACGUGAAGGAUCUGUCGACCGCCGUGUGCAAGAGCGCGACGGAGAUACAGCAUCUGAUGAACGUCGGCAAUCAGAACAGAACGAUCGGCGCGACGAACAUGAACGAGCACAGCUCGCGGUCGCACGCGAUCUUUCUCAUCACGAUCGAGAUGGGCAGCAUCGGCGGCGAUUCCGGUGGCAUCCGGGUGGGACGCUUGAACCUGGUCGACCUCGCGGGCAGCGAGAGGCAGAGCAAAACCGGCGCGUCGGGAGAGCGAUUGAAGGAGGCGAGCAAGAUUAAUCUCAGCCUGUCGGCCUUGGGCAACGUCAUCUCGGCGUUGGUGGACGGCAAGACGACGCAUGUGCCAUAUCGAGAUUCGAAGCUGACGAGACUGCUGCAGGACUCUCUAGGUGGUAACUCGAAGACGAUCAUGGUGGCGAAUAUCGGCCCGGCCAGCUACAACUACGACGAGACCCUGACGACUCUGCGAUACGCCAGCCGUGCCAAGAACAUCAAGAACAAGCCUAGGAUAAACGAGGAUCCGAAGGACGCUUUGUUGAGGCAGUAUCAGGAGGAGAUAGGUCGAUUGAAGGAGAAACUCGCGCAGAAGGGCGGUGUGUCGCGAAAGAAGAAGAAGUCGAAGAGAAAAAAGGGAGAGGCGAACGAGGCGAACGACUCGGAGUCCGAUGCGGACGACAGUCGGGGCGAGGACAAUAAGGCGACCGAGGCCGACAAGAAGCUGAUAGCGGAGCAGCUGAAGGCCGAGAAGCAGGAAGCCGAGAAUCUCGUUCAGAGAAUAAAGGACUUGGAGAGCAAGAUGCUCUGCGGCGGUAAGAACAUAAUCGAUCACACGAACGAGCAGCAAAGGGCGCUCGAGCAAAAGGCGGCCGAGAUCGCGGAGCGUAAGAGGCGCGAGGUCGAGAUGCAGCAGAAGCUGGAGGACGAGGAAGUGACGAUGGUCGGCGUGAGGGAGACUUACACCACGUUGCAGCAGGAGGUGGACGUGAAGUCGAGAAAGCUGCGAAAGUGCUUCACCAAGCUGCAGGCCCUGAAGCAGGAGCUGGAGGACGUCACGAGCGACUACAACCGGGACAGACGGGACUUGGAGCAGGAGCAGCACGAGCUGAUGAAGGAGCUGAAGCUCAAGUAUCUCAUAAUCGAGAAUUUCAUUCCCGAGGAGGAGAAGACCAAGAUCCUGUCCAGAAUUCACCUGGACGAGGAGGAGGACUGCUGGGUGGUGAAGGAUCCCGAGCCGUCGAGCAUCGACGUCAUCAAGCGCCCGACUUCGGUGCCGGGCGCGCGCCGACCGGUCUCGGAGUACGCGCGGAUCGCUCUCGCGAUGGGACGCGGGUGCCGUUACGCGGGCGAAAAUAUCCUCAACUUGGACCUCGACAUGCCGGCGCGGACGACGCUGGAUUAUCACGGGCCGGCGAUCGCGCCGACGAUCCAGGCCGUCCUCGAGGAGGCUCUGCGCGACGAGGGCGACAUAGACGUCGACGCUUCCAGCACGAGACUGAGGACCAAGACGCGUUUGCAGUCGGCGCGGGUCAGACCAAAGAGCGUCACCAAGAUGCAGCAGAUCCCGGCGCCGGUUUACCCCAAAACGAGAGGCCUCGUACCGAAAUAGAAUCGUUUCAAACCCCCGCGAUCGCGCGCGCUUCUUUUCUUCGCUUGUAAAAGGGGAAUGUACAUAUUGUAUGAACGGCGCCUUGUGCUUUAUUUAAUUUUUCAUGAUGCGGUUACUUCGAGUACACACGGACGAGGAAAUGUGUCUUUAUAAUUCUCUAGUCAUUAUGCAAUUCGUAAACAUAUGAUAUGAGCUACGUCGAUCAUGUAUAACUGUUGUAAUAAUACAAUAUAAAAUAGAUCUUCAA